Messenger RNA from Rhincodon typus (whale shark), 981 nucleotides. RefSeq names its product thyrotropin-releasing hormone (gene trh). NCBI's taxonomy places the organism in Eukaryota, Metazoa, Chordata, Chondrichthyes, Orectolobiformes, Rhincodontidae. Gene Ontology annotation, molecular function: thyrotropin-releasing hormone activity. The record is from RefSeq and is a predicted model, not a curated record. Gene Ontology annotation, cellular component: extracellular region. Gene Ontology annotation, biological process: hormone-mediated signaling pathway.
AUGCUAAACGGCUAUAAAUGUGCAGUCUUCGACCGUCAGAGGCAAACACAUUCUAAGAAGAGCAGAAAAGCUCGGUCCGAGACAAGACCUUCUACGUGGGACCGAGUUUGGUACAGAGAGAUCGUACCUGAGGCGCCGGACAGAGCGGCCCAAACUUCUUUUCUUUUCCUUGUUUUCUCUUCACCCUCUUGUUGCACCGAGAUGAGGUCGAUAUGGUUCCUGCUGCUGCUGGGCUACCUCAAUCUUCACAAGUCUGCGACCGCCAGCGAGCAGACGGCGGCGGGAGAGGACCGGCUGGGAGCAGAGUCAGACCCGCUGGUGGAGAUGCUUCAGAGAGCGGAGACCGUCCUCAUCCGCUCCAUUCUGGAGGAAGGGCGGAAAGCUGAGGCUUUAGAUGCAGACUUGCCACCUGCAGAGCGAGUCCUCAAGCGGCAGCACCCAGGGAAGCGGCUGGAUGGAGAGUUUGAGAAGCGGCAGCACCCAGGGAAACGCCAGCCUGGGCAGGAUGAGGAGGACGGACGCUGGGCACCAGAGAAAAGGCAGCACCCGGGAAGGAGAGAGCUGGACGGGGUGCCCCUGGAGGUGCAGGCAAGGCAGCACCCGGGGAGGAGGUCGGCCUUUGAGCCAGCCCUGGAGGAGAGUACAGCCCGCCAACUGAGCGCUUUCCUGGGAGAGCUCUCUAAGCGCCAGCACCCCGGAAAGAGAUCCCUGGUGUACGGCCCGCGGCCCAGCCGCUGGAGCUGGCAGGAGGAUGGUGACGACUCUGGGGAAAGCCGGUACAACUCACCACAGUACCUGGAGGCAGGUGGUGGCAGCAGCGAGCUCCUGUCCCCAUGUGAACUCCAGGAGUCCGGGAACUGCAGCAAAGUCAAUUCUCUGUUAGCCUUGCUCAGCAAUUCAAACAAGGAUAGAGCAGAGGUAAAGAGGCAGCACCCUGGUAGGAGGCUCACUUCAGAUGAGGAAUUGCAGGGUAGAGCCUGA